This is a messenger RNA of Yamadazyma jaroonii, 2091 nucleotides long. The record is from the annotation of a GenBank genome assembly. Lineage: Eukaryota; Fungi; Ascomycota; Pichiomycetes; Serinales; Debaryomycetaceae.
AUGGUGGUAAAUAAUUUUUCCAUUGUAAAAUUAGGAAAUUCUUCAAUACCAACAACAGGCUAUCUCUAUAGAAUAAGAGAUGCGGAUUUUGCAGCUCUUCGCAUUAUGAAUUUGGAUUCUAUUAUAACAACUGAAGAUCUACAGUUUGAGUAUCAACUCCAGAAAGAUCCAAAUGAUAUAGAAUCGUGGCUACGGUAUUUGAGAUCCACCACUGAAUUGAAGAAACAAAUUUUCAUAGCUGAGAGAUGUUUACGUUUCAAUGAAACCAAGGAGAUUUGGUUAGAGUAUUUAGAGAUAUUGGACCAUUGUGAUGAAGAACUUGUUAAUAAAGCAUUCCAAAGAUGUCUUUCCAUGUAUAAGGAUAAAGAAAUAUGGGUGAAGUAUCUUGGGAAAUUGAAUAAACAAACAGAUGUAAGAUUCAUAUUGAAUGAGUAUAUUGAAUGUUUCAAAACAGUUGAUUUGAAAGACCAUGGUGAAAUAUGGAGCUUGUGUCUUGAAUUUGUUGACAAGAUAUCUAAAUAUGAUACUGAGAUAGCAGGGGAGAUGAUGAGGAGAUUUUUAAGUUACGGGGAUUAUGAAGUUGAGCAUUUAUUCAAAUAUAUCAAAUGGACUAGGGACUGGAAGUUUUUUUAUAACGAAGAAAGACCUUUUGAACAAUGGGAUAAAUUAUUAUCCUUAGGAGACGAAGCAUUUUGUAACAAAUACAUUGAAAAAUUCAAAGAUCAAUAUUCCAAGGGAUACUUACAAUUGAUAUCAAUAGUCAAAAAUAAGAAAGAAUAUUAUGAAAAAGCAUUAAAAGAUUGCACCACAGUUUACGAUUUCACUCAAAUAUAUGAAUCAUACGUUGAGUUCCUAGAACCAGAUGAAAAUAGUGAUGACAAGGAAAUUGAUAAAUAUGAACAAUUGCUCAAUUCAAGAGAUUUAAUGGUUAAUGACAUUUAUUUACGUCAAGAUAAAGAGAAUCUAGAUGUUUGGUUUAAGAGAUUUGAAAUCUUCAAAGAUGAUUUACCUCGAUUAUUAAAGUCGUUUGUUGAAGCCAUCACUACAGUUAAUCCAUUGAAAUGUCAUUCUCAAAUACAUAAAAUGUCAGAUAUUUGGAUUAAGUAUGCUAAAGUUUAUGGUGAUGGAGGGGAUUUCAAAACGGUUGAUUUGAUUUUUGAAAAAUCUACAAAGUCCAAAUUCAAGAAUGAUUUGGAUAUAGUGAACAUCUAUAAAUCAUGGUGUGACAUUUAUAAAGAUAAUGUACCUAAACAAUUGGAAAUCUUACAAUCAGUAUUAUUUACUAAUAAAGUAAGUAAUAUAAAUUUAUGGGAGUAUUAUUUCGAAAUCCUUGAAAUUAAUGUUGAUGACAUUAAACAAAUUUUGGAUAGUUAUUAUAAGAUGAUUGAAUUGAAAAGAGCAACACCUCGAAUGAUCAUAAAUUUCGGUAAUUUCCUUGAGUUAGAAGGAGAAUUCAAAGAAAUGUUUAAGAUAUUCGAUAUUGGGUUGAGAGAGUUCAAAGAUAAUGAAAUCAAAUUCGAACUUUAUAAUAUUUAUUUGAUCAAGUUAAUCAAGUAUAGUGAAGAUGUUGAAAGAAUACGGGAUUUAUUUGAUAGUUGUUUAAAUUUGAAAACGAAGGUUUCAAGUAAUUUACUCGAACCGGUGGUUAUCUUAUAUUCUGAAUUCGAAUUCAACCAAAACCUUUAUUUGAAAGCUUUCAACUUACUUAAUGAUUAUUUGAUUAAUCAUCCCAGUGUUAAAGUACUAGAUAUUAUCAUCAAUAAGUUCACCUCGGUAGAUAAACUAAUGAUAAGGAAUAAUAUUGAUAAAUGGUUAUCAUUGAAGUGGUCUAACAAAUCAUUAGAACUGGCGAUUUAUAAGUUAGUAGAUUUUGAGGUUGAUGAUAAACAAUAUGAAAGAGCUCGAAGCUUAUUCAGAUAUUUGCAUGAAUCAAUAAAUUGUGAUUGUCAAAGGUGGGAACAGUUUGAACUUGAACAUGGAGAUGAGAAAGGUUUCAAAGAAAUGUUGAAAUAUAGAGUAGUGGUAGAACCUAUUGGAUUUGUUAAACAAGUAGAUAAUAGUAAUCCUGAUGAAAUAGAUUUGGAUAUGUAG